This is a messenger RNA of Symbiodinium necroappetens, 800 nucleotides long. The record is from the annotation of a GenBank genome assembly. NCBI's taxonomy places the organism in Eukaryota, Dinophyceae, Suessiales, Symbiodiniaceae.
GUGCAAACUACCUUUGAUCUUGCUCGUCUUCGUGAUGCUGUCGGGGCUGGCUCAGCAGAGGCCGUUGCUUUUAGUGAAGAGGUGAACCGAUCAUUGGAUGGAGCUCGGAUUGACACGCCACAGGCCCUCAAUGAGCAUGUGAUGCCCAUCUUGGCGCGGCACUUUCCUAAGCUCGGUAUCCGCGUCUAUGGCAGCUGCGUCGAGCCCUUGGCGUGGGUCCUCCACCUGGCCUGCACCGUCUUUCUGGACAUGUUCUUAGGUACUGGCGUCUUCUUGCUAGCAGAGAACGCCUAUCGGCGGGGAGAUCAGAAAGGGCUCUUCGAGGUUAUGCGGAGGCUAGCGCCCAAGCAGCGCAAGGCGAAAGUUCAGCUGCGCGGUGAUGAUGGCCGGAUUCUUUCGAAUGCUGAGGAGCUGAGUGUCUUCACUGAGUAUUGCCGGGGACUCUUCUCACAAGGGCAAUGUGUUGCCACAUCCAUUCUUCUUGGGCAGCCUUUUAGGUUGGAGGCGGUCGCUCUCGAACAGCACAUGUGCAAGCUCUCCAUCUACAAGUCGGUUCCGGCGCACACCUUACCACCUGCUGUGUGGAAACUGUGCCGACAGGCACUGGCGCCUCUUCUUGUCCAGUUUGCUGACAAGGCCUGGCAACUUCGACCGAGUGCCCCUUCCCUUUGGUGUGAUUCCUGGCUGGUGUGGCUCAACAAGGUUGGAAAGCAAGGUCGCAGCCCGGACGAGUUACGUCCCAUUGCCCUACAGGACACGGGGGGCAAGAUCGUCACGAAACACCUUGCAUCGCUUCUCAG